AUGACUUUGGUUCGAAAAAUCAAAAAUUUGGCUGAGUUAGAAAAAUUAAGCCUGUUUCUAAUACCAUUUCUGCAACCUAAUACUUUCUUGCUUCUUCAAGGAGAACUAGGAGUGGGUAAAACUACUUUGACCCAAUUAGUCGCUAAAAACUUGGGAAUUAAAGAAAAAAUAACUUCUCCUACUUUUACUAUUUGCCAAAGACACAAGAUUAAAGAUAAUUACUACUUAAACCACUUUGACUUCUUUCGCUUAAACACUAAUGAUAACUUAAAUGUUUUUCAAGAAUUAACUAUUGAUAAUUUGAAUAUUAUUGAAUGGCCAGAAAAAAAUCUUCAAUUUUGGCAAGAGAAAAAUCAUAUUAAAAUCAAAUGGCUUAUAAAAACUAAAAAAAUUAUGGAUAAAAUAACUAUUUUCGACACUCAUUGCCACCUUGCUGACCAAAAAUAUCAAGAACAGAAUAAGAACACCGAAGAAAUUAUUCAAGAAGCCAAAAAAGUCAGACAAUUAGAACUAGCCAAAAAAUACGAUUUACCAGUCCUAUUACAUAUUAGAAGCAAAGAGGAUGAAAACAAAUUUUUAGAUGCUUUUGCUGAUGCUUACAAAAUAGUAAAAGAAACAGAAAUAAAAAGGGGCAUUCUUCACUGUUUUACUGGUAAUUGGGAAGUAGCUGAAAAAUUCCUAAAUUUAGGAUUUUACAUUUCUUUUGCGGUCAUAGAAACUGACGCUCCUUAUUUAACUCCCGAACCUUAUCGCGGGAAAAUCCCCAGAACAUAA
Entrophospora candida is the source of this 774-nucleotide messenger RNA. The record is from the annotation of a GenBank genome assembly. Lineage: Eukaryota; Fungi; Glomeromycota; Glomeromycetes; Entrophosporales; Entrophosporaceae.